AUGGCAACUCCGUCGAACUCUUUGCUCAACGACAUCGCUACUCGUUUUCAGGACAACCACAAGCGAGAUCUGGAGUGGCAGAAGAAAAGCUUCGAGCUACAGAAGCUAAAGCUGGUCCAGGAGAUCGGCUCCCUCAAGAUCAAAUGUUACAACUUGCACCACCAGGUGAACGAGCUGCAAUCCGAGAACUUUCAGCUCAAGAGAGAGUCCCACUCCAACGCGAUCGAGGCUGCCGAUAAGGAAACUGCGCAGCACCUGCAUCAAGACUUCCCUCUAGUCGCCAAUGGAACUUCCCACACAAGGCGGGACGAGGGGGAGAUUGAGGAAAUCUUUUCUGCUCCUUUCCUUCCUCCUCCUCAACUGCAAGCACCUGCAAACAGCCAUGUUGACCUAGCACAGCAUUACAUCCGCCUUAUGCAGAGGCGGAAGAGCAGAAAGGUUUGCUCUGAGAGUUGGGGUGCGUGGAAAUCCAAGUUUCAGCAGAGGCUGGGGUUGGCUAGGACUACCUCGAUCAUCCAGACAAGCAGGAGGUUUGUGUCACUGUCUUUCCAUCUUAGAGAGUGGUCGAACCGCUCGAAGACUACGAAAAUUUUCUCGGAAAUUCAGAAUAAUGUGGCAUGCAAAGUUGUCUCGAUGAAGGCCCGGGAGUGCCUUUUCUGUUGGAAGUUCUUGGCCGAUCGGAGGUCGAGCAUCAAGAAGAGCUCCUCUCACAUCAUGCUGCGGAUGGACUCCAAGGUUGUCAUGAGGUACUUCUCGGGCUGGAACAAGUUUGUGUGCAUCGCCAACUCGAUCACCUCAAGAUCGCUCGAGCGCGUCUGUAAGUGCAUGGUGUCCUCAUACAAGAGGCAGUCUGUCAAGAAGGCUUUCAACAACUUGAAACUGAGCCUUGUGGAACGCGACUUCCGGAGCAGCUUGUUGGACCGGCAGAGACGAAGGCUCGACAAGGAACGGCUGUCCACCGCUCUGGAACUCUGGCUCGACUUUUACCUGCUCUGCCGAAACCUCAACCCUCCUCUAAAGUCGUCUCACUUCUGCAUGGCAAGGCACUUGAGAAGAAGUUUGUCACACUGGUGGCAAUGUCACUGUCAGCGACUGAAUGAGGAGCAGGGCCAGGUUGUGGAAGGCCGGAACAAGUCUUUGAUGAUGAGUUUCCUCGAAGCCUGGUUCGAAGCUUCCCUCCUCCUCGCCCCCCACUCGUCAAGUCCAACGUAUGGCUGUGCUGAGCUCGCUGCGACUGGGCAAGCAGCGCCUCCUCUGGUCCACAAGAUGUCAUGGCGGACACAAUGUUGUGCUGUCGUCGAGCGGAGGAGAGGUCAAUGUAGCAUGUCGGGAGCCUUCAAGAGCUGGUUGGAGGCUGUCCAAGAGAUGGGAACAUACGUCUCUGUCAGUGACUGCAGAACGAAGAAGAAGUUUCUCUUGCUGUGGAUGAAAAACUCCUUGGGACUCAUCGCAAACUUCCCUGCCCACCAUGUCGACCACGAUUUCCGGCUCGCCCUCUUCCUCUCCAGAUAUUUCAACGGGUGGAAAAUCUUCGUGCACACGCGCAGCGGAAUGGCGGUUGAGAAGGACGUGGAAAGUUGGAACAAGCAUCCCCUCUAUUUGCAAGAUAUGGUCCGAGAUUUCUUCCAUCUGUGGACAGGCUGCACUCUUGGCGCAGAGGUUUGCUAUCCUGUCAUGGAAGGACGUAGCAUUCUACAAGAAGCAACUGCGGGAGCUCUGUCAGUCUUUGACUGCGAAGGCAAUGAGGCAGGGGCUGGCAAGGAGUUUCAGUCUGCUGUCAAGAAAUAUGAACACCCGGAAGCUUCUCAGAGGACGAGACUCGAGGAGGAAAGUAGAGAUACAGUCGUCCACAUUGCGAGCAUGGCAGUCAGUCACUCCUCCCUCCCUCCUCCCUCUCAAGAGCUCAGCCGUUGCCAGCCUCAGCAGCUCGCUGGCUGCUGGGGAGGGGCGGGUGGAGAGGCUUCACAGCAGAUUUGUUCGGUGGGGACGAGGCGACCUGUAGAUUAUUUCAAGUUCAAGUUGUGCUCGAGGGCGUUCAGAUUACUCAGAGUUUACAGCUGCUCCUUUGCGGUGACGGAGAGUCUGUGCAAGAACAAGCCGAUCGCCACCAACGAUAAGUUGCUGUUGAAGAUGACGUUUCUGCUGCAGUAUCGGAGAACUUGCGCAGCUCGGGAACAAGUCAAGGCGGGAGAUGGAAGGCAGCAGCAGCAGCAGCAGCAGCAGCAGCAGCAGCAGCAGCAAGAGGCUGAGAGCGACGAACGUGUCAAUGCUCAAAGGGCUCGGAGCAUGUGGGAGCAUAUAGACCAGAAGAGCAGGAAGGAACGGGUGCAGCAGAGAACAAAGGAACGCGCGUGCGAAGAGAGCUUGGGGGAUGUAUUCAUGCUGAUAGAAAGAUUUGAGCGGCAAACAAGAAGUUUCACACUGGGGUUGACGGCAAGAGUCUGGUCGUGUUGGAGGGACGAGGUAGAAGACAAUGUUAUCAGGAGAGACGAGAUUGAGAAGCUGAGGGUAAGGGUGAUAAGGAGAGGACAGGCAGCAAGCAUGUCACGGACAGUAUCCUGGCUCAGGGAACGGAGCACCUGCAGAUCAAGGCUGGAUGCGAUCAGCUUGAAGAUCCAACGGAAGCGUCGGGAGCACCACAUGGAGCUUUGCUUCCUGUCAUGGUAUGAGGUGAAGUUGGAGGGACUGCAGCAAAGGCAGAAAGAGUGCACGAGGGUGGUUGUGGUUGCAAACUCUGCAGAGAGGGCGAGGAUUGCUGCAAGCUACAUCGACAAGAGUCUGAGGUGCUUCCGGACAUGGCGAGGCUGGUGGGAGGAAAGGAGAUGCUACUUUGAAAUCCAGAAGACGUGCCAGGGUCGCAACGCCUCCCGCAGGAGGGCUGCUGCCGUCUGCUCAUGGAAUGCGGUGACGUUGCGAUCGAUAUGGAGGAGGAGGACGACCCGGGCGAUGGGGCUGCAGAGGAGGAAGAGGACGCUGCAGGAGUCGGUGAGGAGGUGGAAUCUGCUAGCGGACGUGGCCUUCUUUCAGCGAGCAAACAUCAGGGAAAGGCGAUGGAAGUGGGAGAGGACGAUGGUGGAGGAUGCGCUGACUGAGUGGAGGGUCUUGUGCUCGAGGAUGAACGGGCUUGCGAGGAUAAGAGAUGAGCUUCCCGCAUGGAGGGGCCAGACGGUGACGUCACAGUUCGUUCAAGCAUGGCUGUCGGUGGUCGAACACAACAGGAUGACGAGGACAGCUGGAGAGCAGCUGAAGCAGAGCAGGAGGAGGGCGCAGAUGGAAGAGAGUUGGGGGAGGUGGCAGGGGUUGUGCAGAGCAGCAUCGCACAGGAAGUCAACGGUCGUUCGCUUCAAGAUCCGAUGGAUCAUUCUCAACCUACAAGCUGUCCUCAGCCGCUGGCAGCAAUACUUCCAUGCUUGCUCCUUCUACCAGAUCAGCUCACAGACAAUCUCCGACCGUUGUUGUCGUCGCCUCCUCGUCCAGCUCUGCCAGGACUGGUCGAGCUGGGCGGCGCUAAGGUCAGGGAGGAAGAGUCUUCUGUCGCAGUGCUUGCAAGGGAGGAGCCGCGAGGAAAUGUACAGGGCAAUGAUCUCAUGGAGUGAAAUUGUCAACGGCAGAAAGCACAUCCAUCAUAUCGAGUAUCACCUCACACUUGGGUAA
Guillardia theta CCMP2712 is the source of this 3654-nucleotide messenger RNA. RefSeq lists its product as hypothetical. Lineage: Eukaryota; Cryptophyceae; Pyrenomonadales; Geminigeraceae. The record is from RefSeq and is a predicted model, not a curated record. The coding region runs from base 1 to 3654 and encodes 1217 amino acids. The transcript has 5 exons.